UCUUCCUCUGUCAGUUUAAUCAUAUCAUCUCAUGAUGAAGUACCAGAUGAAAAUCUUAUGCUCACACAUCAAGAUUCUGUGUCAAAAACCCAAUUGCAAAUAGAAACACAAAAAAGUUCUGAAGGGGAAAGACUCAGUAGCAAUGUGAUCAAGACCUUGAUGUAUGGGAUCUGGUUUGUGGGCUCGUCCCUGGUGCCCCAGAGAUCUAUUUCUGCUGUGGCAAGGAGGAGAAUGCUAGUCUCAAGUCACCCAUGGGGUGCCCAAGCUGGUUUGAUGUCCCCCUGCUGUGGGGUGUACCCCACACUGCUGGAGUCACCAGAUGAAAAUCUUAUGCUUGUGCAUCAAGUCUCAGUGUCAAAACUCCAAAUGCAAGAAAAGAAACAAAAAACUUCUGAACAGUUAAGGCGUAAUACUCAUUUUGUAGUACCAGAUGAAAAUCUUAUGUUUGUGCAUUAUGAUUCAACAUCAAAACUCCAAGUGAUAGAAGAGAAACAAAUAAUUUCUGGAGAAGGAAGGCGUAAUACAUUUCCUUUAGAAACACCCCAAAAGAAUGUAUCACUUCAACAUCUAUUACCUGAGGAGAAAGUUUUAUUAUCAAGAAGCCAAUCUCAGACUAACAAAAUUCGAGCUAUUAGAAAUGAGAGUGUCAAUAUUAAAAGAGAGGCAGCUUCAGAACUUCCAUAUACAACAGAAAACCUUCCAGAAGAUUUUCCCUCAAUUAAUGAUCUUAUAUUUCAAUUAGAUUUAAACAAAGUUGUUGAGACUGAUAUAGAACUCUUGAAAGAUGCUUCUGGAAGACAUUUAUUAAAGCCUGAAUUUAAGACACAAGUAAAGAAUCUCCUUGGGAUGAAUAUAGAACAAUUGACAGAUACAGUUGGAAGAAGUAUAAUAAAGGAUGAAUUCAAGAUACAAUCAAAGAAUCUCACUGAGACUGACAUAAAACACUUGAUAGAAGCUAAUGGAGAAAAUAUAAUGGGUUCAAUCAAGACACAAUUAAAGAGUCACACAGAGACUGAUAGAGAAGUCUUGUCAAAUGCUAUUGGAACAGGUAUAAUAAAGGGGCCAAUCAAGACACGAUUAAAGAGUCACCCAGAAACUGAUAAAGAAGUCUUGCCAAAUGUUAUUGGAACAGGUAUAAUAAAGGGGUCAAUCAAGACACAAUUAAAGAGUCACCCAGGACAUCCAAAAACUGUGACCUUAAAGCAAAAAGCUGCAGAAUUUACGAAUAUUCUGCCUGCUGUGACCAGAACAACUAAAAAAUUCACAUAUAAAGCAUCACAUACUACUUGAAAAUCUAUACCACAUCCAUUAUUUUGGGAAUGAAGAAAAUUCUGAACAAGAGAAACAAUAUGACAGAAUUCAGGACAAAAUAAUGAAGAUUGCAAGUAUGGAAGCCUUUUAAAAAUAACACUGACUUGUGUGGAUGGUGCUUGUUGAAAAGAGUGGAAAAUAUCCUUCAUAAACAGUAUAGAUCCCGAUCAUGGAAGGCCUUAAAAGAUAGCAGGAGUUUUGGAGUUUAAUCCUUGUAUCUGCUCAACUGGCUGAAGAAGGCUAACUCUCACCUCGCCUUUGUCUCCUAAGCAGUGUGCCAAAAUACUAAUCCGUUUCCCAUAAAAGGGAGAGCAAUAGGUCCUACUCUUGUGAGACCACAAGUCAUUUAUUCUAGGAACGCUGCUGUAGUCUCUUGAGUAGUCUUGUACACCUUCUCAGGUAAGCCUCAGGUAAGACACUGAUUAGACCAAAUCAUAACAAACAAGCCAUUUUAAGCAGAUUAUUCUUCUUUAUAACAUUUAACAGAGAUAACAUUUUACAUUUUUAUGUACAUAUUAGAUUAAUGCAUACCUUCACAAAUAGAUUGCAAUCUCUAUAAAAUCAGGAAUUUUGUCUUUUUUCCUUCAUCAUUGCUUCUUUGAUAUGUACUUCAUACAUUUGAUCAUUCAGCAAUUAAAUUAAUAAAUUUGAGCACUUUGUUAAAUGGAUAAAAGAAGAGAUAAACAACAGUAAAUUGUGGUGGCAUUAAGAAAACUAUAAAAUUAGGCAGUCAUUUUGAAAAAUGGAAGAAGUCUUUUGAUAGAAUUGUAAUUAAAAAUAAAUUGAAAUAUAAAUUUUAAACCUAUUUUAAGAUGAAUAAUAUCAUAUGCAAGUUAAACAAAAAAGCUAAAAGAAAAUAUUCUACUAAGAGUAUUUUUUUAAUAUAAGACAUGAAUAUUCUGUAAAAAGGUAAGGGAUCUACUCUAUUAAAAAUUAACUAAUAUCACUUUAAGUACUAAUCUUUUUAAGAAUUUAAACCAAUCUUAUCUCAAUUAAGAAACCAGGAGAAAGAUUAAGAUUUUAUAAUCUAUGUUUGGGUGUAAGUCUAAUAUGAAAUUAUAUGUUUUAGGGAAGAGUUAUAAUAAUCUCACAUUUUAAGAAACUUCUUAGCCCCCAAAUAAAACCUAAAUAGACAUGUUUUAAUAUUCCAAGAAAAAGCAGGAGUUACCCUACAUGCAGUCUUUUAAUGUUAACCUGGUCAGUGUAGAGCUCACCCAGAAAACCCCAGAACGUGCUGUCAAGAGGCAGGGAGGGCUCACCUAUGAGAAAGCCAGCGCUGGUAAAUUGGGCUUCUCAUCAUGUUCCUUCAGAAAUCUGAAAAUAAUUGCAAAUACACCAAGAUAAAGAUAUUUGGUCAUCGCUCAGGACUCUCUAACAUCACUUCCUGCACACACCACAAUCAUUCUUCUGGAAAAUAUAAAUGAUAAUAUAUAAAUAUUUUGUGCUAUUCACUAAAAGUUAGGUUUAAACUUUCUGAGGACAAGGAUCUGUAUUGACAUAAUAAAUAAAUCUCACUUUGUAUAACUUCUUGUUUAUUUCAUAUCUUUUCACAUUAUUGCUUAAAGUAAGAUAUAAACUUAGAAGUAAUAAAAACUAAACUUUAAAAAUCUCUUUAAAUCAGAUUUUUAUGAUAUAAUGUUUUCUGGGGGCAUUAUUUGAAGUUAAAGAAGUUAUAAUGACCUGUUUAACCAGAAUAUCAUUCUCUGCAGAUGAAGCUAUUUAUGUAGUUCCCUAGGUAUGUAGACACAAGUUACCUGCUGUAAUCAAAUCACUAUUGAUGGGGAUAAUAUGCUGAAUCAAUGGUGCAUCAGUAAUUGAAGUGCUAUUGAUACUUCUUGUAAAUCGUGAUAGAGAAAAUUGAGUCAUACUUUUCAUACACACAUAUGAAAAAAGAUCCUAGUUUUUUAGAACCUACACUAAAUAUAAUUUUACCAAAAUAGAUUUUAUACUCAUUAGAACUGGGUGGCACAUCCAAUCAUUCUAGACACAUGUGCUGCUAUAUUUACAUUAGUAUGAAAUGUUUUCAAAAUAGAAUAAACAAAAAACCACCACUCCAUCAUCUCCUGGUUAUUAUAAUUAUAUUACAAAACCAAGAUCUCAUUUAUAAUCUCAAUUAGCUUUAGUGGAAAAUGGAGUUAUGUCACUUGAUGAAAAUCUAUGCUAAAACAUUCUGUGAUAUUUAGUCUUAUUCUCAGUUUGCCGGCACAUAAAAUGCUGUCAUUAUCUAACAGUAUGAUGUUUCCCAUACUCUAAAGUGCCAGGAAAAAUUGUUUUAUUACAAGAGAAAAGAUAGAUCAGCUUUUAAAAAUCAUCUUUAUCUUAGUGAACCUUUCUUUCAAACACUUAGGUUGGAUAGAGGAGCUAAAACCUGAGUUCGAAGUCAUCACUGAGUCAAAAUCUAGAGCAGCUGAAAAUAGAAUCAAAGCUAAACACGUUGAAAGAAGCAAGCAGAAUAUUGUCUUGAGGAAUUGAUGCAAACAGAGAAUGCUACUUGAAGUUUACUUUUAUGAGGCAAGCAGGUGGUAGUAUUGGGGGAAGUACUUGGGGGAACGCUGCUGGUAGAAGGAAAAAAGAAAGGCUCUCGUAGGCUGUUCUUCAGGGGCCUAGAGUUUCCCAGGCUUUUCUAGUAGAAAGUCAUGGCCUGGAUUGUUUGUUAAAGAUGGAGUUCUGUUACACAAAUGUCUUUUCUCUACUUCUGUUCUCACUACAGCAAUGCUAUUGCUGCUCUGAUGUACCUGCAGGUCUUUCCGCUAUGCCCUCCAGUUUGCCAUGUACAAUGACAGGAGAAGCUUGAUGAAAACAAGACAGAUCUGCAUAGACUGCGGUAACUCUACAUACUGCUGCAGUUCUCAGAGAAAACUUAUUCUGUAAUCAAGGCACUUUCUUGCUUCUUUGGGUUAUUGAUUAAAUAAAUCCUUCGACAUUAUUCACGUUUUCUAGGAAAUUCAACCGACUGCUUCAUUUCUCAGAAUAAAGCAACUCUGUUAUCAAUGCAAUUUCUCACUUCUUUUGUAAGUCACCCUAAAUAUUUGCUUUUGUAUCUUCUUUAUGAAAGUAUAUACUGUUACUUAUAUGCGAUUCACUUUCAGAAAAAAUCAAGCAUAGAUUCAGUGUACUUCUAGGCUAGUGUUAGGGUUAUAGUUAGGGUUUCAGCUUAGGGUUGGGGUUAGGUAUUCUGUAAGUGUAUAUAUAAGAAAAGGAAGUGUGUAAUUAGAGCACUUUGUAACUUCUUUGUGUUAGUCACUGUAAUUAUUUACCUAUGGAAUUUUUUUUAUAUAAUAACUUAUUAUACCUGAUGCGGGUUUUCUAUGAAACUGUACACACUCCUUCAUUUCUCAGAGAAAGGCAACUGUGUUAUCAAUGUAAUUUCUCACAUCUUUGUGUAUUUCACUGUAAAUGUUGCAUUUCGGUCUUCUUAUGAAAGUAUUUACUGUUACUUAUGUGUGAUUCACAGUAAACUAAAGAGACUGUUUAACUUUCAGAGAUCAGCAAGCAUAUAUUCAAUGCUCUGUUAUGAUACAGUUAGCAUUAGAGUUUCGGCUUUAGGUUAGGGUUAGCGUUUUGGGCUAUGGUUAAGGUUAGAAUUUCGUGUUAGGGUUAGAGUUAGGGUUAAUGUUUCGGGCUAGUGAUACGAUUAGUGGUUUGCUUUAGGACAGGGCUAAGAUUAGCUUUAAGGUUUUUGAGCUAGGGUUCGGGAUCGGGUUAGUGUUAGUUAGGGUUGCUUAUGGGACUUCUUUAGAAAAUACAUUAGUUUUGUUGUACGAAUGUCACAUGAAACCAUGAACUGUUGCUCCAUUGUCAGGGAUAAGCUAGUUUUUAUUCAAUGCACAUUGUCACUUAUUUUAUAACUAAUUCUAUAUAAGUAUUUUUGGAAUAGCUUCAUGAUCAAACUCUUUGUAACUCUGGCUUCUCUUUUAGGAAAUUCUACACACUUCUUACGCUCUAAGAAAAAAGGAAGUGUGUCAUUAACGCACAUUCUAACUUCUUCAUGUCAGUCAUCUUUGAAGUUAAUGUAAUAACUUAAUGUACGUUAUGCUGAUUUUCUAUGAAACUGUACACAUUGCCUCAUUUCUCAGAGAAAAGCAACUGUGUUAUCAACGCAAUUUCUCACUCUUUGGGUAAGUCACUCUAAAUGUUUGCUUUUGGAAAUUCCUUUGCAGGUAUACGCUGUUACUUCUGUGUGAUUCACAGGAAGCUAGAAACACUGUUUUAGUUUCAGAGAAAAGGAAGCAUAUAUUCCAUGCACUUGACACCAGGUGAGUGUCGGCGCUAGGUUUUCAUCUUGUUAGGGUUAGGGUUAUGGUUAGUGUUAGGGGUUAGGGUUAGA
This is a messenger RNA of Microcebus murinus (gray mouse lemur), 5638 nucleotides long. Lineage: Eukaryota; Metazoa; Chordata; Mammalia; Primates; Cheirogaleidae. The record is from RefSeq and is a predicted model, not a curated record.